GAGUCCGCGGGCGGAGGAUGUGAGCUCACAGCCCGGGAUUGCUGGCGGGCAGGCGGCCACAGCCCAGGGCGGCACGGGGUCGGCUUGCAACCCAGCUGAGAGGAGACGUGCCCCCCGGGAACGUGCUGAGAGUAUGAGGCUCUGGCCUCCGCUGGCCACUUACUCGUGAUCCUUCCACCACGGCGGAGCCUUCCAAGCCAACCUCCUGCCGUGUGGUGAUCUACCUGCAGCGGGAGAUGUCAGGAGAUACCUGUCUGUGCCCAGCCUCAGGAGCCAAGCCCAAGCUGAGCGGCUUCAAGGGAGGAGGCUUGGGCAACAAAUAUGUCCAGCUCAAUGUGGGGGGCUCACUGUACUACACGACCGUGCGGGCCCUAACCCGGCAUGACACCAUGCUCAAGGCCAUGUUCAGCGGGCGCAUGGAGGUGCUGACUGACAAAGAAGGUUGGAUCCUCAUAGACCGAUGUGGAAAGCACUUCGGCACCAUUCUGAAUUACCUCCGAGAUGACACCAUCAUCCUCCCACAAAACCGGCAAGAAAUCAAGGAACUGAUGGCUGAAGCAAAGUAUUACCUCAUUCAGGGGCUGGUGAACAUGUGCCAGACUGCUCUGCAGGACAAGAAGGACUCCUACCAGCCUGUGUGCAACAUCCCCAUCAUCACGUCCCUGAAAGAGGAAGAGAGGCUCAUCGAAUCCUCCACCAAGCCCGUGGUGAAGCUGCUGUACAAUAGAAGCAACAACAAAUAUUCUUAUACCAGCAACUCCGACGACCACUUGCUGAAAAACAUCGAGCUGUUUGACAAGCUCUCCCUGCGCUUCAACGGCCGCGUGCUCUUCAUCAAGGACGUCAUUGGCGAUGAGAUCUGCUGCUGGUCCUUCUACGGCCAGGGUCGCAAGCUGGCAGAGGUGUGCUGCACCUCCAUUGUGUAUGCCACGGAGAAGAAGCAGACCAAGGUGGAAUUCCCAGAGGCCCGAAUCUAUGAGGAGACACUCAACGUCCUACUGUAUGAGACCCCCCGAGUCCCUGACAACUCCUUAUUGGAGGCCACAAGCCGAAGCCGCAGCCAGGCUUCUCCCAGUGAAGAUGAGGAGACCUUUGAACUGCGGGACCGGGUCCGCCGUAUCCAUGUCAAGCGCUAUAGCACUUAUGAUGACCGGCAGCUUGGCCACCAGUCUACCCAUCGCGACUGACAAGACCCUCAGGGAGUCAGGACACCCUGUCUCCCCUCCUGUGGAACCCUGCCCCAUUGGCCACCCCCCACGCUGGCGCUGGCUGGGUUUCUGCUCCAGCACCCAGAGGCAUGACAGAAAGGCAAAGGGCCCGGCCCGAGCAGGAGAGGGACCAAAUUCAUUUGCCCUGCUCCCUGAGCACUUCACGAUGACCACAUCCUGGACCCUUUGCUCACCUUUCCUGACAGGGAGCUGCUUCUGCCCCUGGGGCAAAUGGACUGACCUGCCCACCUCCUAUGAGAACAAUCUUCUCGACCCUUUGCUGAGUGUCCUUUUGCUCCACUGAAGGGCUGCCUUGAGGCCUCUGAGGAACAGGCUCGUUCUGGUGCUGUGGAGGCCCAGUUUCUUACAGAAGGUGGGGCUCCUUUUUCCCUGACGUGUUUUAAGCACAGGCUUCAUGAUUUUGGUUUUUAAAAAAUUAUCUAGGAAAUGAAUAGUUUUAGGUCUAACAAUGAGGGGACUGGGUAUAUGUGCUACCCCUCUAGGGGUAGGUCCCCUCUUGGCCUUUCUUGAUGCCUUUGGGGUCGGUUUCUUUAAAGCACUUUGUACUUUUAUUCAGGAGAUUUGUAUUCUGCCCUGAUCCCCAUCAUCUUUUUCUGACUCUAACCCCUCUUCCCUGCAGAAUCAGUCUGAGAGGGGCUAGAGAAGCAAUAAAACAAAGAACUACCUUUGGCUUUGCUGAGCAGGCCAGGCAGCUGUUUCAGAUAGCACACGGGAAGGAAGGGCAUUUACGCUGGGAACUGUGGUCCUCGUAAUGCUCACGAGAAAGAACACUUUAAGGUCAUAUAACUGACUCCUAGGGCCUUACAUGAUUGCUAGAUUAUUCUCUUGCCCUCGGCUCCAAGGCAUGCUUUGCUUUACUUACUAGAAAGCCAAAGAGCCAUGAUGGGGCCAGGAGCAUGAGGCCCAGAAGGCAAGCUGUGGAGCCUGUGGGUACUGCGCUUGAUGCCCACCAGCCGAGGAUGGGGAACCCGAGCUCUGCAUUCCCAGCAGCCCUGUGCAGAAGUGGCAUGUGCUUGGCCAUUGGCUAGUUACCUCCUGCCCGCCCCCUACUAUUGGUUUUGUGUCCUGGCUGGGAUGGUGGUUCUGCCCAGCCUUGGGUCUGAACCCAGGGUGAUGUGAGCAGCCUAAGUCCUUUGAAAGGCUGGGUCAUGGGUCAUGUGGCCACGGAGCUGCUGAGCCCCAGCUCUUGGGCAAAGGAGCAAGUUCCUCCUUGGGGGCUUUUUUUCACAAUCUUCUGUUUGGCUUGGCCCUUACCUGAAUUAUUUUCCAAAGGAAUGCCAUCAGGGAGAGAGCUGCUCAGCCAGCCUAGCAAGACCCCAUAGCCACUGAGUGGUAGCCACCGGGCAGGAGCACAGGUUAUCAGGGCCCUCUCCUGACUAUGGCCACUAUAGCUAAGUGGCCUGCUUGUGGCUGACCCACUGGAGCCUCUGGGCAAAUGCCAGCCAUGGUUCAGACACCCACAAGGACCUGAAAUGACAUGAUGGGGCAAGGGAACCAUGACUAACCUGGCAUUUUAUGCUUGUCACAGCCUUGAAUAUGUAGACUUUCAGGUGAGGCACCCUGCUCAUCAGCUCCAAACACUUCUUCCAGCCCUCACUGGAGUAAUAAGAUGAAGACAAAUCCAUUUCUUUGGCCAGAUUCCGACUUUGGCUUUGUAGCUUUCCCACAGAGACUGGAAUGCUCCUGGCCCAGGCUGAGGGUCUAUUUCCUCAGCCCUGGCUCUCUAGCCCUCCAGCCCUCCCUCCUGAGGCCUGCUCAAAGCCCUGGCUCCCCACUGAGGUAUUUUAAUGCCUGUCCUUUGACCUCCCCUGCCCUGCAGCCUCUUUGCAGCUUUGACAUUUAGAUCCUCAGCUGUCUCAGUGGUGAUUAGUCUUUCUUCCUGAGAAAGCACAGUAAUCCUGGACUGAUCAAAGUAUCUCCCUGGUCUUAAGAAAAAUACUAACAUUGCAACCACUGAUGUAAUCUUAACUUCUUUACUCAGACUUUGUGGCAUAUGGGUUUGGGGAAUUUUCUUUGUGCCUCUCAGCCCCAUUCGGAAAGCAGCUCUUGGCUGUGUGAAUUUUUCAAUUGGGGGGGGGGGGGGCGGGCCAAACAAAAAGCGUGGAUGAAGGUCAAACUUUGUCGGUUUCUGAGAAAACUAGAAGCCUGCUGUUCAUCACAUGGGUUUUAUUCUUAUAUCACCCACGUCGCCUAAAGGAUGGCCCAACUCCUGCCGAGAGAACUUCUUUGCCACUUAACUGUAAUCCUUUGUUGCUCACCACAGGUGAUGGAAACAAACACUAAUUUCUAAUAAAAUUGUGUUACACUGCGGUA
Molecule: messenger RNA, 3542 nt
Organism: Nyctereutes procyonoides (raccoon dog)
Lineage: Eukaryota; Metazoa; Chordata; Mammalia; Carnivora; Canidae
Gene: TNFAIP1
Product: TNF alpha induced protein 1
Exons: 7
Coding region: 237-1187 (316 amino acids)
Biological process (GO): proteasome-mediated ubiquitin-dependent protein catabolic process; protein homooligomerization; protein ubiquitination
Cellular component (GO): Cul3-RING ubiquitin ligase complex
Molecular function (GO): protein binding; ubiquitin-protein transferase activity
Source: RefSeq, a predicted model, not a curated record